ACGUCUUUUACAAUGCGCUUAUAUGUACAUCAAUAUAUACUGUUAUUAUCAGUUUUGGUAUACGGUGACUUUUGUUUAAAAUGCUCAUUCGAAUCCUCUUGUGAUUGUACCUUAAACACAACAAUAAAUCUGAUAUCAGCAAUAUGUUCCGAUAGAGGUCUGCUAGCCAUUCCGUAUUUUUGCAACUCAUCGAUUCUACUAGAUUCAUUUGACGGAAGCUACAAUAAAAUCGAGCGUAUACCAAACUAUAUUUUCCGAAGUGCUAAAAACUUAAGAAACCUAGAUUUGUCACAUAACAGUAUAUCUUUAUUAUUAUCGGAAUCCUUUCAAGGACUUGAAGAAUUAGUUACUUUAAAUCUCGAGUCGAAUAGUUUAAAGUAUAAUAUUGAUAUCAUUCCACCAGACUGUUUCAAAAGUACUCCUCAACUUAGAUACCUUAACUUAAAAAGUAACGUAGGUUAUUAUUCGUCCACUCAAAAAUAUCCAAGUUUGUCAUCUCUUUCUGAACUUGAAAUUCUGAAGUUGGAUGGAUUACCACGAGACAGUUUUCAUCGAGGAUUUAAUGAGCUCAGUAAACUCACACACUUGGAUUUGUCAAGUAAAGACUGUGACAUAGGAAUCAUUCAGUCACGGUUUUUCCAUUACACACCAAAUCUUCGGUAUAUAGAUAUAUCACACUGUAAAGUGAGAAAAGUUUGGAAAAAUACCUUCAGUGGAUUGAAAAAUCUGACAUAUCUUAACGUUUCCUACAACGAGAAUUUGAAAUUUAAUGGCAUUGGGAACAUAACUUAUGAUUUACAGUUUACAUCCAUUGAGGUACUGAAAUUCAACAAAGUACAUGAAACUUUCGCAAUGAAUUCAGAAAUAGGUUACCAUACAUUGAAAGACCUUCAGCAUACAAAGCUAAGAGAGCUGCACAUGGAUAGUAAUAGAUUGCAAUAUGUUAAAACAGGAGUAGUUUCAAUGUUGCCAAAAACACUAGAUAGACUGUCAAUGGCCGACAACAUGCUCACGUUUGGGCAAUAUAUUUUGGAAGGAAGAAACAUGAACAUUUCUUUUCUAAACGUGUCAUUCCAGUUUACUUCACAUAAGCCUGUAUUAGACUCCACCGACAGAAAUGAAUCGAACUUCAGAGCUAAGCGUAGAAAAAGAGCUUUUAGGGUGAAUUUUCCACUUCCGUUCCCAAAGAAUUUACGGGAAGUUCAUUCGAGAGGAAGUCAAUUACAAUUCGAUAUCCCUAGGCUAGAACUAAUGGAAAAUAUGUUAGAAUAUUAUGAUGCCAGUCUUAAUCUGCUUGCACACUGGCGCGGACCAUUAUUGAAUUUCUUACACCUGAAAUUUUUGAAUUUAUCCAGUAAUUAUUGCUCUAAUAUUUCAUCAUAUUUCUUUAAAGGCACUGCAAGACUGGAAAAUCUUGAUAUCAAUAAUAAUUUGCUUGGGUUUAGCAUUCAAUUUGAUGUAGAUGGUCAAAUUCUAAAACCGCUUAAAAAUUUGCAAAUGAUAGAUUUUUCACAGAAUAGGAUACCGUUUUUGCCACCCUCAUUUUUCGUAUUUGUUGAACGAUUGGAAGUGUUAAAAUUAUAUGAUAAUCUCUUUGAAGAUAUUGAUUUCAGACUGACUCAAAUGAAAAACUUAUCACUUAUUGACCUAUCUAGAAAUCGUAUUCAAUUCUUAGGAUCUGUCGCAAUUAGUCAGUUGGAAUCAGUUUCGCGCAAUCACAUGUUGUCAUUGGAUUUAAGUGAAAAUCCGUUUAUUUGUUCAUGUGCUUCAUUAAAAUUUCUUAAAUGGAUGACAGAAACAGAAGUAGUGUUACUAAAUCGUGAAAACUAUUCUUGUAAAUAUGAAAACGGCACGAAAACAUUACUUUUAAACGUUAAUAACAUUUAUAACAAACUGAAAAAAGAUUGUUCAUCUUACCCUGUAAUAAUCAUUGGAAUAACCGGCGCAAUCUUUGUGUCUGUUUCGAUCGUCUGCUUUGGACUAUUUUAUCGAUAUCGAUGGAAACUACGCUAUAUCUAUUACAUGACUAAGAAUAGGUUCCGUGGAUAUGUUCCAGUCAUACAUCAUGCAAACAAAACUUUUCUCUACGACGCUUUCAUUUCAUACGCCGAACAAGACUGUGGUUUUGUUCAUAACGAUGUCAUAAAAAAUUUAGAAGGAGAAGGUAAUCUGAAGCUUUGUUUACACAAGCGAGAUUUUCUUCCAGGAAACGAGAUUGCUGCAAAUAUUACAAGUGCGAUUCACAACAGUCGUAAAACUGUUGUUAUUCUAAGUCCUCAUUACUUAGCAUCUAACUGGUGCCGGUUUGAGUUUAAUAUGGCAAAAAUUGAAAGCAUGUACACAAGAGAAAAUGAAAAUAUACUUUUCAUGGUUUUUCUCACUAAUAUUCCUUCCAGAGAAUUGCCUUUGAUGAUGAUGGAAUUUAUUGAUUCCAAUUCCUAUAUAGAAUACCCUGAUGAUGAAUUUGGGAACGUUGUAUUUUGGCAAAAAAUGCUGGAAGCUGUAAGUGCUUGAAUUCAAACAAAACUACUGAAUGGUUUUUGAUAUUUAAAAAUAUAUAUUAAUAUAUGUUUUCUUACUACAAUGUCCUGUUACUGUAAAUGACACACCAAAAGCUUGACAUUAUUAUCAUCCAAUAAAGUUCAAAUUAACUACAGAAGUUAUUUUAGAGUUUCGAUGCAAGACUCUGUUACGUAAAAACACGUAUUUUAUCAGAAGCACCAAAAAUGAAAUAAGAGAUCAAGCAAUAAAAAACCGAAGCUUUUCUUUUUGGAGAUACGAGAAGUAAGUCUCUUUUUACUUUUUACAAUCGACUGUCUGCUUUAACCCUCU
Messenger RNA from Mytilus trossulus (common blue mussel), 2832 nucleotides. Its product is annotated as toll-like receptor 4. The record is from RefSeq and is a predicted model, not a curated record. Gene Ontology annotation, cellular component: plasma membrane. NCBI's taxonomy places the organism in Eukaryota, Metazoa, Mollusca, Bivalvia, Mytilida, Mytilidae. Gene Ontology annotation, biological process: immune response; toll-like receptor signaling pathway; inflammatory response. Bases 13 to 2514 code for a protein of 833 amino acids. Gene Ontology annotation, molecular function: transmembrane signaling receptor activity; protein binding. The transcript has a single exon.